Messenger RNA from Myripristis murdjan (pinecone soldierfish), 3574 nucleotides. RefSeq names its product extracellular leucine-rich repeat and fibronectin type III domain containing 2b (gene elfn2b). The record is from RefSeq and is a predicted model, not a curated record. NCBI's taxonomy places the organism in Eukaryota, Metazoa, Chordata, Actinopteri, Holocentriformes, Holocentridae. The transcript has 2 exons. The coding region runs from base 310 to 3165 and encodes 951 amino acids. Gene Ontology annotation, cellular component: plasma membrane. Gene Ontology annotation, molecular function: protein binding.
UGAGGUCCAAGGAGAGAGCAUGAAGACAAGCUGCGUCACCCCGCACUGCAGCCCAACAAGAUAUGUUAUAAUGUGGGUCCCCUGCUAAUCACCACGAUGACCACAAACCUGUGACUGGCUUUGUGAAGCCUUGUCCCCUUUUUCUAUACCCAAGCCAGACCCUUCUCCUCCUUGCAAAUCCUUCCUUGCUACCUUUGCUUUCCCCCUUCCUCCUAUAAACACAACCCCUUCUCCUGCCUCUCCCGUCUUUUUUCUCCUUAAUCAUUAUAACCCAUCCUCUGUCUCAUUUGUCUUCCUUGCAUCAACACCAUGCAGAAUUUUUCAGCCACCUCUACCCUCCUCUUCAUUCUCCCCUCCCUCCUCCUUUUCCUCCACCUUCCCAACAUGGUCAAAGGGGACUGCUGGCUCAUUGAGGGGGACAAAGGCUACGUGUGGCUGGCAAUCUGCAGUCAAAACCAGCCUCCAUAUGAGACCAUCCCUCAGCACAUCAACAAUACAGUCCAUGACUUGAGACUGAAUGAGAACAAGCUGAAAGCAGUGCUCUUCACCUCCAUGUACCGCUUCACCAACUUGACUGAUCUAAACCUCACCAAGAAUGAGAUCAGUUAUAUUGAGGAUGGAGCCUUUGCAGGACAAGCCAACCUACAGGUUCUUCAGCUGGGCUACAACAAGCUUACCAAUCUGACUGAGGGUAUGAUGAGAGGGCUAGGCCGAAUGCAGUGCCUCUUCCUGCAGCACAACCUCAUUGAGGUUAUUGCCACCAAUGCAUUCUGGGAGUGCCCCAGCCUCAGCAGCAUUGAUCUGUCCUCCAACAAGCUUGCCCGCAUAGACCCGUCCACCUUCACAGUUCUCAGUCGGCUGAUGGUGUGCGAACUGGCAGCAAACCCAUUCCACUGCGGCUGUGAUCUUUACAGUUUCCUAACGUGGCUGGAGUCCUUUAACAAUGUCACACACACUUAUGAUCGCCUCCAGUGUGAGACACCCCGGGAGAUGUUUGGGUACCCUUUGCUGAGUCCCAUCGCAGCCGGCCAUGCUGGCCGGAAUGCCAAAAACAUUCUGUCCUCCAUCUGCCGAGAUGGAGUGAUGAUUCCAGGGAUGACCUCUCUCCCACCUGAUCUGGAUGGUCCUUCGGGGAUGGGGCCUGAGAUGUUUGGUGGUGUGGGGCCCUACCACCAGCCCACCACCUCCUCCUCAUCCACUGAACACAGUUUCAUCCCCAGCAUCAAGCUCCACCAUGUUUCUUUGUCCUCAGCCUCUCUCCUUGUACAGAUUCCAAGGCCCUACAGCAAGAUGUAUAUUUUAACACAAUACAACCACAGCUACGUGUCUGAUGUCAUGAACCUGAAAAACAAGAAGGAGAUGAUCACCCUUAGCAAACUCAAGCCUCACACCAAUUAUACUUUCUGUGUUGCAUCCAUACGAAACUCCCAGCGUUACAACCACACUUGCCUCCAGUUUGCCACCAGGGCUCAAAAUCCAGAUGACAUGCUCCCCACACCCUCCACCACUACCCACUACAUAAUGACCAUUGUGGGCUGCCUUUUUGGCAUGCUCAUUGUCCUGGGCUUGGUGUACUACUGUCUCCGUAAGAAAAGGAUGCAUGAUGAGAAGCAGAAGUCCAUCUGUGUCAAGAAAACCAUACUAGAGAUGCGCUAUGGACCAGAGGUGGCCGCAGCAGUGGCAAAUGAUCCAUCGGCAGUCCACAAGCUCCAGGAGCAGUCCAGGGAACACCACCAGUACCAACACCACCAUGGAGGCAAACUGCCCAUGUCCACUUCCUCUAGCUCAGGAAUGCUCCACUCAGCCAACACCAGUUCCUCCAGACUUUCCUCUAUCCCACAGGUGGAAAAGAUGGCCACUGCUUUUUCAGAGGCCAUGGCCACAAAUAAAGGAAACUAUAUGGAUGUCAGAACUGGGGGGACAGGGAUGGAGAGAAUGGGGGAUGGAGGGCAUGGAGGACUGAGGGGGGAUGAUUUGAGAGAUGAUGAUGGAACCGAUAUAGGGGAUGACUCGGAUGAUGAUGGUCGAGGCUCUGCGUCAGAGAUAUCCACCAUUGCUAUGGAGGUGGACAAGGUUAACCAGAUCAUCAACAACUGUAUUGAUGCACUGAAGUUAGAUGCAGCAGCAGUUGCUGCCUCAGGGGCAUCCACUAAUCCUACAGCCUCCUCCAAUCCCACCUCCCCUCCCCCCACCAGCACCUCUUCCCUUACCCGUGGCUUGAUCCCACUCUCCCAGGGGGUAACAGAGACAUGCCAGGUCAUUCCUUCCAACAAGAUUCCCCCUCCUCCUCCUCUCCCUGCCUUGAAUGCCCCUCUUGCUGAGCGUCCAGGGAUAAGUGGUGGUGGCUUUGUGGUCACUCCCCCCUACCGGCCCCCUCCCCCAGCCACUGCUGUACGUCCCAUCCAGCGACAGAUGAGUGCAGAUGCAGCUGUGGUAAUUGUAAAUGCUGUCAAGAAACAGUGCAGCACCACUUCCUGUGGCUCCAUGGGUCGAGACAGGGACCGUGGAGGAUCUAGGGUGUACAGUCUGGAUGUUCCUGAGCCAAGAAGCCCAGAUGCUUGUAAUCAACAGCAGCAGCAGUACCCAGACCGGGCCAGUCCUGUGGGAUGUGGGGAGCCCCUGGAGAGACUGCCUCUAGUUGGGAGUGGGAGCUGCAGUGGAGGGGGUGGUGGUGGAUGCGACAGUGGUGGUGUUGGUGCCCAACAUCAGCCAGACAACCAGAAGCCACAGCAUCAUCACCAUCAACAGCAACAAAUACAACAACAACAGCAGCUCGAGGUGCAGCAGGACUACCACUGCUCGGAGCACCGCCACUCCGUCCCAGCACUCUACUAUGAAGGCUCCCACCAGGGCUCCCCAGCCCAGAGGGUUUCCUUCCUCAAGCCCCUGACACGCUCCCGCAGAGAUGCAGCCUCUUACUCCCAGCUUUCACCUGCCCGCCACCACUCCAGCUACUCUGGCUACUCCUCUAGCCCAGAGUACUCAUCGGAGAGCUCACUCCGGAUCUGGGAGCGCUUUCGACCCUACCGCAAGGGCCAGCGUGACGAGGCCUGUUAUGUGACAGCUGGGAACGCACUUCGCAAAAAGGUGCAGUUUGCCAAAGGAGAGGACCUGCAUGACAUCCUUGAUUAUUGGAAGGGUGUGUCUGCACAGCAGAAGCUGUGAGUGGGAGACUGCAGUGAAGCAUUAUAGGAAAUAGAGUUUGCAUACUUCUGUUCCUGGUAAGCUGUUGGGCCAGAGAACCCAUUUAAAGUACAUGAAGAGAAAAAAGGAGGGCAUAAUUUUUGCCUACAAUUUUUUGGCAUGCUAGGUGUAUAGAAUAUUGUGCACAGAGCCAGGACUGUGAAACUGUGCCUGGAUAUGAGAGUCAUUCUGGUGUUUUAUUUUACACUUCAGUGUAGCACCAUCUCUGGAUUGUUUUCACUUAGUGUUUGGAGGUGUUACUUUUAGGGAGCAAAAGGGAGGGAGCAAAAGCCAACCCUAUAAAAUUAGUACCAAGUGAGUGAUCACGCGGAGCUUCUGUUUUGGACUGACGUUCUCAGUGCCAUGUUUUCAUCUGUUGGUAAUGACAAAA